Molecule: messenger RNA, 4556 nt
Organism: Prunus dulcis (almond)
Lineage: Eukaryota; Viridiplantae; Streptophyta; Magnoliopsida; Rosales; Rosaceae
Product: serine/threonine-protein kinase BSK5-like
Exons: 13
Coding region: 3061-3900 (279 amino acids)
Biological process (GO): protein phosphorylation; brassinosteroid mediated signaling pathway
Molecular function (GO): protein dimerization activity; protein kinase activity; ATP binding
Source: RefSeq, a predicted model, not a curated record
UAAAUAGCGUUCGCAUAGCGCACUUCGUAGCGUACUCGAUGCUCUUCUAUAUUAGGGUUAAUUUUUAAAACCCAGACGCGCCUCCAGUCACGACUCGCGAGCAUUUCACCUCUCAGAAACGCCUCCAGCCCUAACUGCAAAUUCUCCGCAUAAUCUGAAGCAAACAUUGAGUGAGUUUUCGGAAAAUCUUCAAGCUAUUGGGCUGUGAUGUAGCACUAAUUGAGUAGAAAUUGGUGGAUUUUCGUCAAACCCAGAUUUUGUAUGUUGGUUUGUGUUUUUUUAUUUUGGAAGAAUUGGUAUUUGGUUCGAUAUUGUUGCUGCAAAUUCAUAAUGAUGAGUAAAAAGGAUUUUGCUUGGAAGUGGGGGAUACAAGUUGAAGGAGAAAGAUACUUGAGGUGCUCUUUUUGUAAUCAACAAUGCACCGGAGGUAUUACAAGGCUCAAAAAUCACUUAGCUCAUACUCACCAUGGUAUGAAGCCUUGUCCAAAUGUUCCACCAAAUGUAGUGAUUAUUUGAAAAAUUUUAAGGCGAUCAAUUUGAAGCGAAAUGAAUCACUUCAUGAGCUACCUGUCCAAAAGAAAAAAAAAGAAUCACGUCGUGAGCUAGGCCAAUUUGGGAGUAAUGCUUCCAAUGAAAUGGAACAAUCCGAAGAUGGAAUUGGUAGUGGGAGUGGGAGUGGGAGUGGGAGUGCUCCAACUCCAAGUGGCGAGAGUUCUCUAGCUCCCCCUAGGCCUAGAGGACCCCUUGAUAAGUAUGUGUCUUCUGAAGCUCAGCAAGCUACACUGAAUACCAAGCUAAAAAAGGAUGAAAGGAAUGAUGUGUGCCGAAAGAUUGGGCGUUGGUUCUUCAAUUGUGCAAUUCCAUUCAAUGCCGUGAAUAGUCCUUUUUAUUUGUCCAUGAUGGAAGGAAUUUCCAAUUUCGGUCCUGAGUUCAAACCCCCUUCCAUGCAUGAGUUGAAGACUUGGAUCCUUAAGCAGGAAGUUGAAGAUAUUCAAGGAACAAUGGUUGAACAUAAAAACGCUUGGAAUGAAUAUGGGUGUACCAUCAUGUUAGAUGGUUGGACAGAUGGAAAAAAUCGGGUUCUUCUUAACUUUCUAGUGAAUAGUCCUCGCGGGACUUGGUUCUCGUAAUCAGUUGAUGGCUCUGAUACAAUAAAAUAUGAAGACUUGAUGUUCAAGUACUUGGAUGAUGUAGUAGAAGAAAUAGGAGAAAAGAAUGUGGUUCAACUGAUUACAAUUAAUGCAUCAAAUUACAAGAAUGCGGGGAAAAAGCUUAUGGAGAAAAGGAAGAAAUUGUGGUGGACUCCAUGUGCUGCCCAUUGCAUUGAUUUAAUGCUGGAAGAUAUUAGCAAGUUGACAGUUUUUGAAAAUAUUAUUCAAAAGGGUAAGCAAUUACUGAAGUUCAUUUAUGGACAUUCAUGGGUCCUUUCUUUGAUGAGGCAUUACACUGACAGUAAAGAGAUCAUCCGUCCAGUGGUGACACGCUUUGCCACUGUUUAUCUCACACUUCAGAGCAUUUAUAAGGCUAAGAGAGGUAUUAUGUCUAUGUUCACCUCCCAAGAAUGGCAUAAUGGUCCAUUCGCCAAAAACAAGGAUGGAGUUGUGGCUCGUAAAAUGGUACUACAUGAUGUUAAUUUUUGGUCUCACGUUGCCUUUUGCAUCAAGGUGGUUAUUCCACUUGUCUCUGUUUUAAGGGAGGUUGAUUCAGAAGAGAGACCUGCAAUGGGCUAUAUUUAUGAGUUGAUGGAUGCAGUAAAGGAGAAGAUUGCCUUCAAUUGUGGAAAUGUGGAGAGAAAGUACAAACCAAUUUGGAAUAAAAUUGAUAAAAGAUGGGGUCCACAACGUCAUCAUCCUUUGCAUGCUGCUGGUUAUUAUUUGAACCCGCAAUUGCAUUAUGAAGAAACUUUCACAAACUCUAAAGAAGUGAGGGAAGGUUUGUAUGCAUGCAUGGAUAUGAUGUUGAGUGGAGAUGAACGUGUUCAAGCGGAUUGCCAAUUGGACAAUUAUAUUUAUGCAGAAGGAGAUUUUGGAAGUGAAGUAGCAGUGAAAUGCCGGAAAUUGCGAUCACCAAUCAAUUGGUGGUUGCGUUUUGGGAGGGAGACACCGGAGUUGAUGAAGUUUGCUGUUCGAGUCCUUAGCCUUACUUGUAGUGCAUCUGGGCGUGAGAGGAAUUGGAGCACCUUUGAAUUGAUUCAUACAAAGAAAAGAAAUAGACUUGAACAGAAAAGGCUAAAUGCUCUAGUCUAUGUGAAAUAUAAUACGACUCUAAAGCAACGAAGUAUUCAAAGGAAGAGAGUUUGAUCCAAUAUUAGUGGAUGAUAUUCCCUCCGAUGAUGAAUGGAUAACGGAGGUUGAGGAACCAUCUCUUCCAUUUGAUCCUUCUUGGAUAGAAGAGGAAGACAUAUUUGAUGUUGAUGCCAUUAGGAAUGUGCCAAUUCCUACCUAUGAAAGUGGUCUACAACCUCGAGAGUCAAUUAUUCGUAAGUCUGUUCUCGAUGAUCCUCCUACUGCUCCUAGUGAGCCUACUUUUAAUGAGCGUAUCCCUUCUCCGUCUAUUAUUCGAUACAAACGAGGUCGUGUUGAAAGAUCAAUUCAUUGAUGGCGGGACGAUAAUAUUGCUAACUGUGUUUGCUAGACGUUGCUUAUGUUACUUGAUGAAUGAUAUGGCACAAGAAGUUCUUGGAGAUGCUAUGCAAGCCCUAGUAAUAAACCCUGAAUGGCCCACUGCCUUCUAUCUUCAAGCAGCUGCCCUAAAGAGCCUAGGGAUGGACAAUGAUGCACAGGAAACUCUAAAAGAUGGAACAUAUAGAGGAAGGUGGCUCAUGGGAUAAGAAGGAAAUAUAAAAUUGCAAUGAGGCAGCACCAUUGGUCUUAAUAAAAUGCUUUGGAUUUAAUAAGAAAACAAGACAAUGAAAAAGUCCAUGAUGUUAUUGCACAGAGGUCUCCCUUGUUGAAUUUGAGCCUUUGACCUUCGUGAAAGUGAUGUGGUUCUACAUCAAGUUGGCCCCCCAUUUUUAAGUUCAAGCCAUUUCUCUCUCACUUGGAUUGCAUUCAUCAGCCAAUGGGAGCCGGAUUCUCUCUUUGCUUACAACCUUCCGAUAGCUUCCGGCGGUCUGAUGUCGUGUCCAAACUCAACGAUUCACCAGACACAGAGAACGGAAGCCAAAAUGAAAAGGACUCGUUGCCCAGUUUCACCGAGUUCAGCUUGGACCAACUGAAAGCUGCCACUUUAGGAUUCUUGUCGGGAAAUGUUGUCUCUGAGGGCGGAGAGGGAGCUUCCAAUGUGGUGUACAAAGGGAAGCUGGAAGAUGGCCUUUUGGUGGCUGUUAAGCGCUUCAACCAAUCUGAUUGGCCUGAUUGCAGCCAAUUUCUUGCAGAAGCUAGAGCUGUGGGGCAGCUGAGGAGCAAGAGCUUAGCAAAUUUGAUAGGGUGUUGCUUUGAAGGCAAUGAGAGAUUGCUUGUGGCUGAGUUCAUGCCUAAUGAAACUCUCUCUAAGCAUCUUUUCCUUUGGGAGACCCAGCCCAUGCCUUGGACAAUAAGGUUGCGAGUGGCUUUGUAUCUGGCUCAAGCUUUGGAAUAUUGCAGCAGCAAAGGGCAGACAUUAUACCAUGAUCUCAGUGCUUCCAGAGUCCUGUUUGAUCCGGAUUCAAAUCCUAGGCUCUCCUGCUUUGGCCUUUUCAAGAAUAACAAGGAUGGCAAGAGCAAUAAUAUUACCAACCUGGAUUUUGUCCCUCCAGAAUACUUGACGACAAGUAAUUCCGUCAUUGCUUCAGUUGAUGUAAAACAGUAUUCAAAUACUAGGUUCUCCUGCUUUGGUCUUGUCAAGAAUGGCCAGGAUGUCAAGAGCUAUACUUCCAACCUCCUUGUCUACCUCCAGAAAACUCUUGGACAGGACGUUUGAGACCAGAAAGUUCUGUUUACAGCUUUGGGACCGUAUUGUUUGAUCUGCUCCGUGGUGCACAUACCCCCCACCCCCCCAAUUCUUGCACUUGACCUCGUACGCGGUAAAAACAUCAAGAGGCUGAUGGAUCCAUACUUGGAAGGCCAAUUCUCAAAUGACGAUGUAACUAAGUUAGUGCAGUUGGCUUCACAGUGUUUGCAGCAUAAACCUCUUGAGAGGCCAAAUGCCAAGUUUCUUUUGACUGCCUUCAUUCCUCUUCAGAAAGAAACUGAGCAGGUUCCAUCAUACGUUCUGAUGGGUAUUCCACCUGGAAAUGUGCCUCCAUUUGAGACAUUGUUAUUUAGUGUCAAAGAGCAUAGGGCUGGACAAUUAUGCAGAGGAAGCUCUAAAAGCCGGCACAUCCUUGGAAGUAAAAAAUAUAUAAGCUGAAAAGUGUAUGGGUAGGGGGGUUUCCAAUUCUUUCAACUAAACUUGUGUCCAGUCAUGAACAAUUACUCUUUAGCAUAUUUGAACUCUGCUCCGCAGCACCAAAGGAUUAACUGUAUAUUAGGUUGGUGUUAGUGUUUCUUUUCAUGUAUUUUGGUCCUAAGGGUUCAACAGAAGUCAAAUUACUUGUUUGUUUUCCUCUCCUAUAAAUGUUUUUGGGUUUCUGAUCA